This is a messenger RNA of Linum trigynum, 1797 nucleotides long. The record is from the annotation of a GenBank genome assembly. NCBI's taxonomy places the organism in Eukaryota, Viridiplantae, Streptophyta, Magnoliopsida, Malpighiales, Linaceae.
AUGAGUAAGAAGUCCAUGGCGAAGUUGGCCCAGAAGAAAGUCAUAGUUGGGUUGGAUCAUGUUCAUCUAAAGAAGUGUGUCGAUUGCCUUGUGGGAAAGCAAAACCGAGUUGCUUUCAAAAGUUCCAUCCCUUCAAGAGCGAAGAAUGUGUUGGAUCUAGUUCACUCAGAACUCUGUGAACCCGAUGUCAACGUCAAAUCACUUGGAGGUGCCAGAUAUUUCGUGACAUUCAUUGAUGACCAUUCACGGAAGACUUGGGUGUAUACCUUGAAGACCAAGGAUUGGGCCCUAGACGUUUUCAAGCAAUUCCUGGCCCUGUUGGAGAGGGAAACUGGCAAGAAGCUGAAGUGCAUCUGGACUGACAAUGGUGGAGAGUACAAAGGUUCGUUUUCUACCUUUUGCAAGGAACAUGGAAUUCGGCAGCAAUUCACACCACCAAAGACGCCGCAAUUGAAUGGGCUAGCUGAGAGGAUGAACAGGACCCUGCUAGAGAGAGUCAUGUGCUUGUUAUCACACUCGAAGCUACCACAAUCUUUCUGGGGGGAGGCACUGCUUGCAGCAGUUUAUGUGUGGAACAGGUCACCCAGUGUGCCACUGAAGUAUGACACCCCAGAGAAGGUGUGGACAGGAAAAGAAGUUUCCUACAAAUAUUUGUGGGUGUUUGGUUGCAUGGCCUUUGUCCAUAUUCCAAAGGAUGAAAGGUCAAAGCUGGAUUCCAAGACGCGACCGUGCGUAUUUAUUGGCUAUGGUCAAGAUGAGUUUGGCUAUAGAUUCUUUUAUCCAAUCCAGAAAAAGCUUAUCAGAAGUCGUGAUGCUGUGUUCAUCGAAAAUGAGACCAUCGAAGAUGUUGUUGCUAGGAAAGAAGUUCCUAGUACUGAUGCUAGCCAACCAAGCCUUGGGCUAGUACCUCAAACACCGAGGCCUACAGAAGCUGGAGAAAAGGUACAACAUGAUCAGCCUGAGAUAGUUGAACAAGAUGCUGAUGAAGAUGGUCAACCACCAGUCAUUGAGGGUUCUCCUGUUCAAAUGACGAGAUUUGGUAGGGUCACACGACGCUCUACCAGAUAUCCUGAGACUGAAUAUGUGUCACUUACUGACGGGGGAGAACCAGAAAGUUUCACAGAAGCUAUGAUUGAUGAACACAAGCAAAGGUGGAUACAAGCCAUGCAAGACGAGAUGGAUUCCUUGUAUGAGAACAAGACAUUUGAGCUGGUGAAAUUGUCCAAAGGCAAGAGAGCUUUGAAGAACAAGUGGGUGUUCAAGAUUAAACAUGAUGAACACAACCGUCAGCCACGCUUCAAAGCCAGACUAGUUGUGAAAGGCUUCAGUCAACGGAAAGGCAUUGACUUUGACGAGAUAUUUUCACCUGUGGUGAAGAUGACAUCCAUUCGUACUGUGUUGGGACUAGCAACAAGUCUUAACCUGGAGGUUGAACAAAUGGAUGUGAAAACUGCUUUCCUUCAUGGUGAUUUGGAGGAAGAGAUUUACAUGGAGCAACCAGAAGGCUUCAAGAAAGAGAAAAAGGAGGACUAUGUGUGCAGACUCCGUAAGAGCUUGUAUGGCUUGAAGCACGCACCAAGACAGUGGUAUAAGAAGUUUGAGUCUAUUAUGGGGGAGCAAGGCUAUAUGAAGACUACUUCAGACCACUGCGUGUUCGUGAAGAAAUUUCCUGAUGGAGAUUUCAUCAUACUUUUGCUCUAUGUGGAUGAUAUGCUAAUUGCUGGGCAGAAUGUCUCAAAGAUCAAUGAUUUGAAGAAGGAUUUGAGCAAGUCUUUUGCCAUGAAAGACUUGGCGUGA